Messenger RNA from Tremella mesenterica DSM 1558, 1341 nucleotides. RefSeq lists its product as uncharacterized. The coding region runs from base 1 to 1341 and encodes 446 amino acids. The transcript has 5 exons. NCBI's taxonomy places the organism in Eukaryota, Fungi, Basidiomycota, Tremellomycetes, Tremellales, Tremellaceae. The record is from RefSeq and is a predicted model, not a curated record.
AUGUCUUCCAUCUAUCUACGGCAACCAUAUCCACAAGUCAAUCCCCAUAUGACUCAGAAGAGCACUACUCAGUCCCCCGAUACUACUCAUUUUGGUUCUUCGAGUGUGGAACUCCCUUACGGUCGAUUUAGUCACGACUAUUCUGACAGUAUCGGGAGAAGAACGAUGAACCAACAAUGUGAUGGAUGUCCUGAUUGUACCCGCCACUCGUAUUCUACAUAUCCAUCAACUAGCUUUCCUACUUACUAUUCUCCAACUCAAGGGAGUGACAAUUCAAUUACUUCUGAGAACCCUCAUACAGAUACAGGUUAUACCUCCUCUCCGCCGCUUAACUUCACCCAACAAGUCAACACUUUCACCACAAGUAACUAUCCACCUCAUGUGAUACAGAUACCAUCUUGGUCUCGACCCUCAACUCCAACAUCACCCUCACCACAUCAACCAUCUCCUCGUUCUUCACCUCGAAUUCUUAGUCUCAAUACACUUCCUGAACCCUCUCCAAGCCCAGGAGCGGUCACGGUCAUACGGCUGCUCAGUGCCGAGCCGAACAUGAUGGAUCCUACCCACAUCUCACGAAAGAGGAAACCUGUGACAGACAACACUCGUUCUCAUCAUGUCUCUCACCCCUUCGUUGACACAUUGUCCCAGGUCGGGGGUACGCUCCUGAACUACCCUCCUACUCCUUCACAAUUCCAACAGGACAAGGUGUUGCCUCGUUUCGAAGAACACAUCUCAACGGACCUCAACGCCGGGAACUUCUCUCGACCCAAUAACGACCUCAACUACUCUGACGGAACAUCCACGGGCAAUCCGUCUAGGAUCUGUUGGUCACGAGCAGGUCGAAAGAUACCUAUCGUACCGUCCGCACAAGAAAUAAUCAAACUAGGAAAAAGUACGCCAUCGUGUGACCUCCGAUCUGCCCGGACGGCCUCCUCCCCACCAAUAUUGACAUACCAACCACCUGAAAUGGGGCGUCAGCGUGGUGCUCCAAAACAAAACUCACAGUCAAGAAGCAGUACACUGUCGCAGAAUUCGUUACGGGUCCCUGUCAAAUCCAUGGUUCUGAAUGCUUCCGGACAUACAAAAAGUACUGAGGGAGUGUCUACAGCAGGCAAGACCGCCCCAAAGGGUGAUGUUCUUGCUGACCAAGCAAAGCAGCCACAAGCCCUAGGAGAUGUGGCCAGUCAUGAUCCGGAUGCUCCUGCCAUUGAAGGUGAUUGUGACGGGAUAGAGCAGACUGGACAGAGUUCGUCAAAGCGCACCGACUUUAUGAAAACCUUGCUGAAUCAGGUUCAAUCUGAUCAGCCCUGGAUGGAGCAGGAACCAGAGAACCAUACGUAG